CCUGAACACGUGCCUCAAAUUUCUUUGCAAUCUGUUCAGCAGGAGCGAAAAAUGGUGUGUUCUACGUUCUAGGGAUUUUUCUAGGGACUGUCGGAUUUUACUAGGGACCUUUUGACGUGGAACAGCUGAUUGUAUUAUAUACGUUAUUCGUCUGACUAUUCUCAACUGUUCUCAACAUCAAGAUGGCCGCGGUCGUGAGAGUGCAGUAAGGGUUGUAUGAUUUUUGGCUUAUAUCGCCAUUUACGACGUUUGGAGCCGUUGUCAUUGAUAUUCAAUAUUUUCGGUUGAAUUUUAAAAAUGACAGCGGGUACAAGCUUAGUAGUACCCAUAGUUUUAUGGGGUCGUAUAGCCCCAACUCAUUGUAUUUCCUGUAUCUAUUUGUCCCGAGAUCAAAAAACAUUAGUAACAGGAUGUUAUGAUGGUCAAAUAUGUUUGUGGCAAGUUGAUCCUGAAACAUUGAAGAUGACGCCAAGAUGUUUACUUGUUGGCCAUACUGCACCAAUAAUGUGCCUAAGUCGAGCAAGUGUUAUUAUGGAACAAAAUUAUAUUGUUAGUAGCAGUGAAAGCGGAGAAAUGUGCACUUGGGAUUUAGUUGAUGGAAAAUGUAGAGAAGCUGUGAAACUUACCAAUGUUCAUACACAGAUGUUGCCUUAUGUUUCUGCUGGUGGAGAAGAUGUCAGACUUUUUUGUUCUGGGUACUAUCCCGAAGUUUUAGUGAUGGAUCCUUUUAGCUUGGAGAUUUUGUUUACCUUAAGUUCACGAGUUAACCCUGACUGGAUUAGUGCAUUGCACGUUUUGCGACCGGCCAAACGGAAAGGUCGGUUCUACGUGCAUACAAACGACGUUGUGCUGGCCUUAACGACAACUGGAACAGUCAAGGUGUGGACUCUUCUUGGGCAUGAGAAUCGCAACAGUGAACCUCUAUAUGAACAUGAGAGUAAACAAAUAAGGUGUCUAAAUGCGCUGGCAAUGACUUGCUGCCCCUAUAACCAAAGGACUGUAUUAAUUGUGUGUUCCAAACAUUGGCAGAUAUACGAUGCCGGUGAUUUUUCUCUUCUAUGUUCAAUUACUGCACCUUGUGGUGAACGUUGGAUGUCUGGAGAUUUUUUAGCUGCAGACAGAGUCAUUUUAUGGAGCGAUGAAGGUCAUGGUUACCUCUACAAACUACCAGCUAAGAGUCUGGUACAACUUGACAGCAAGCUAAAGGGCAAGGCUCUCAGCAGUAGCGUUGCAGACAAUAAAAAUUUUCAUACCGCGGGUGCUGAAUAUGAUCAACCUUAUUUGUACUGCACUUUAACACAACCUGGCGAUAGGCCGCUAUCGUGCCCACCAGCGAUGCGAUUAGUUACAGUUCAAAGGCAGAAUAAAACAUUGAAGUAUUUAUUACGUGGUGAUAGCGAAGGUGUUGUUGUUCUUUGGACAGUACCAGAAGUAACAACUCAACAACUAGCUCAAAUCAGUCAAAAUGAUUGCUCAACUUCACUCUCGUUGCCGCCUGUGGUAAAGACAAGUUUAAGAGCUGCUUGGGAAGAAAUGAGACCACCACCGGUUGGAAUAUUAGAUCAAUUAGAUACUGGAGAUGGGCAUGGUAUAAAGUUAACAGCUAGUAUAUAUUUACCGCAACAGAGUCGUCUUGUUGUUGGUCGCGAAGACGGCAGUAUUAUUAUUGUUCCUGCUACACAAACGGUGAUGCUUCAAUUACUUCACGGCAAUCAUCAACAAUAUGAUGAUUGGCCUCCUCAUCAAGUACUUUUGGGUCACUCUGGUCGAGUGAAUUGUCUCUUAUAUCCACACGGAGCAGCACCGCGUUACGAUCGUACACAUCUUGUUUCUGGUUCUGUUGAUUUUGCUGUAUGUUUAUGGGACCUUUAUGCUGGUACCCUUAUUCAUAGAUUCUGUGUACAUGCGGGGGAAAUUACGCAACUGAUGGUACCACCUGAUAAUUGUAGUCCUAGGAUUCAAAAGUGUGUCUGCAGUGUUGCAUCAGAUCAUAGUGUUACUUUGUUAUCAUUAGCGGAAAGGAAAUGUGUUGUUCUCGCUUCUCGACACCUGUUUCCAGUUGUUACGAUAAAAUGGAGGCCACUGGAUGAUUUUAUGAUAGUUGGAUGUUCGGACGGAGCUGUAUACGUAUGGCAAAUGGAAACUGGUCAUCUAGAUCGUGUACUACAUGGUAUUAUUGCUGAAGAGGUACUCUACGCGUGUGACGAAAAUACUCUGGCUACGGCUGGUGGGUCAGCCGCGGGCGGUGAACUAGGCUUAGCUAAUCCUGCUGUGCAUUUCUUUAGAGGCUUGAGGCACAGAAAUCUUUCGGCUAUACGACAUGCCACACAAAGAGGGUUACAUCAAUUACAACAGCUUCAUGGUGGACAAGGAGUAGAUCAUGGAAAUCAGAUAAAAGCAAAAGGCACACCUUUAAUGAUUCAAGGCUUCAGAAGUAAUCCUAAAGAUCCAGAAAGUCAUAUUUUAUUUUUUGACAUAGAAGCAUUAAUAGUACAAUUACUUAGCGAUGAAUAUGGAGCAAUGUCACCAGGUUCUUUGGAAGCACAGGGUUUAAUUUCAGCAUCCGAAUAUCAAAAGGUUGCAGCACUUACACAAUCGGCUAGUCCAGAUGCUCACAAAAAAAUCGCAGACUUUUUCGGUCGCGUCAAGGAUAAGGCAGGAGACGUUGAACGAAUUUUAAAGGAGAAGGAUCGUCACGGUAUAUUGGCUAAAAUGAAGGAGGGUGCAGAAAACGUACACACUAAGAUUCAGGCCAAGGUGGAAAGCGUUGGCCUCAAGCCGUCGACUCUCGAUGGCAAAGGUGAUAAUUGGAAUAACAACGAAGCUGCUAAAAAUAAUUUGAAAAGAAAUGGUGCAUUUAGCGAACCAAACGCAACUAUGGAAGUUGCUCAGCUUAUACUAAGUUUAUUGCAUGCUUGGGGUAUGGAUCCAGAUUUGGAUCGUGUUUGUGAAGGAAAACUGGGCUUAUUAAGGCCUAUGGUUCCUGUUUCAUUUGGAGUAUUAUCUAAAGGAGGAUAUAUGUCGCUAUUACUGCCAACUUGGCAAACGCAAUUGGAGCCAAUCGGUGAACCUGCAACACAGCUGGAGCAGCGUUUACCGGCUGAAUUAGUCAGACAAGAAAGACUUACCAGAGCAUUCACAGCGAGAGCACAUUGGGAACUCUCUACUACAUUAACCAGUAAUCAUUUGUUAGCAGUAGUUGCUUUGGCAAAUACAUUAAUGUCAAUGAACAAUGCAACUUUUGUACCUGAGCAAGAACGAAAUAGAAAAAUGCAUAGACCUGGUAAUAGAUCCACAGUUAAUUGGAAUAAAGCAGAAGAAGAAAAUGAAGAAAUUUAUACAGCACAGCAAGCACAGAUUAAACAAGGAUGGUCGUUGUUAGCGACGCUACAUUGUGUACUUUUACCUGAUAAGGUAACUUCACAAGGUGGUGCGAAAACAUUUAAACGUCCUCAGGUUGAAAUGAUGGCACGAAGAUGGCAACAUCAAUGUCUUGAGAUCCGUGAAGCUGCUCAAGCUUUGUUACUCGCUGAAUUAGGUAGAAUGGGGCCAAAAGGAAGGAAAGCGCUUGUAGAUAGUUGGUCCCAGUAUCUACCAAUGUACAGCACUCAAGAACCUAUUGCACCUCAAAUACAAAAUCAAAGUCCACCAGCUCCUGGUAGUCCAAUCCCUUCCUCGGACACACAUCCAGAAGAAGAAGAUGAAGAAGAAGAAUUAGUAGAAGCAGAAAUAAAUGUAGCCAGGAAGCCAUCGAGCGUUGCAGAACUGAAACGAAAACAAACGACUGCAGUUGUAUUAUUGGGUGUAAUAGGUGCUGAGUUUGGUCAAGAUGUUACUACAACAAAUCAAAAGAGGGACAAUGAACAAAGACGAAAGAGUUCAAUCGUAGAAGGUUUUGGAAUAGGAAACAAUAAUCUUGCACGACAUACUAGUAUGGCCCUUACUCAUCUAUUACAUGCACCUCAUUCUCCAAAAUUACCUCUACACACAGCAUUACGAAGAGCAGCAAUCGAUCUUAUCGGUAGAGGUUUUACCGUUUGGGAACCGUACCUUGACGUAUCAAAAGUGUUAUUGGGUCUAUUGGAAAUGUGUUGCGAUGCUGAUAAAUUAGUACCAAGCAUGACUUAUGGUCUUCCGCUCACACCUCAAGCUGAUACAUGCCGUACGGCACGUCAUGCUUUAACUUUAAUAGCUACCGCUCGACCUGCAGCAUUCAUUACCACGAUGGCACGGGAAGUGGCUAGAUACAAUACUUUACAACAAAAUGCGCAAACAUUAAAUGUAAAUAUGGGUGCAAGCGUUUUAGCUAGGGCAAAACCAGAAAUACUCAGAAUAGUUGAACAGUUAAUUGAUAAAAUGCAAAGUGAAAUGAGUGAUCUUUUAGUUGAGGUGAUGGAUAUUAUUCUACAUUGUCUGGACCCCGGUCAUCUGAAAACUAAACCAUUAAGUGAAGUGUUUCCAGCAGUAUGUAGGUUCAAACAAGUUAGCCACUGCCCGGCAACACGUAGGAUAGCAGUGGGCAGUCGCAAUGGUCAACUUGCCUUGUAUGAAUUAAGAGGAAACGUUAAGUGCCAGACAGUACCUGCGCAUACAGCAGCUGUAACUGCGUUAGCAUUUUCACCCGAGGGCAAGUUCCUGGUUAGCUACUCUUGUACAGAAAAUAAAUUAUGUUUCUGGCAGCAAACAAGUAGCGGUAUGUUCGGCCUAGGAAAUUCGCAGACACGUUGUGUGAAAUCAUACAGCACUGCGCCUAUUAAUGAUGUAGCACGAUUGAAUCCUAUGCGAUUAGCUCGAUUAAUAUGGAUAAAUAAUCGAACAGUCACAUUAAUUCUUGCUGAUGGAUCUGAAACAAGGUUUAAUGUGUAAACUGUAAACGAGAUCCCUUCUAUUCCAGUACCGAAGUAACAAAAAGUUAAAUGAAUGAUACACAGCAAGUGAGAGGUCAGUUUACCCGUUGAAAUAUGGAAGAAUUAUUUUAGGCGAUAGUGCUGUCGUGAACGUUGGUGCGUUUAUUGGUACUUAAUAGUGCUAACAAAUAAUUGGAUAUCGUAUCGUAUGGAAUAUACUUGAGUGAAGUUCAUCGUUGCACGACGCAGGAUAUGGCAUAGCAAUUAUCAUCGAGUAUUGGUAUGAAAAUUUCUUCCUUUUCAAUUUAUCUCGUUUUUUCUUUUUUCCCUUUUUUCUUCAUUUAUCUAAUUUAAAUAUUUAAUUUCUAUCUUUCUUUCCUUGGGAGGGAGUGCGCACUUUGCGUUAUUGUAGCACCUGUGAUAGUUUGAACGCUAUCACGCUUUAAAGAAAAAGUAUUCUUUUUAUCUAAUAAUUUAAUUGCACUGUCAUUUGAUUAUUAGUUACGUAGUUACAAGGCUGAACAAUUUUACUAUAGUUUCACGAGUCUAGACCGAGUCUAAACAGAAGUAUGAAACGCUUUCAUUGACACACAUAUACCGCAAAAUUUGUUGAACUAUUUCUACAUUGAGGAUUUGUGUGCCGUAUUGUACAUUAUGCAAUGUUAUAACGCGUGAGCUUCCAAAAGCCACGUUUACGUAUUCCUGAAAUUAUAAUAUAUAAUAGUUAAUAAAGGUUACCAUAUGGAGCCUCGUGUUGAAAGUACAUACAUGUGUAUAUAUACAUACCAAAAAAUGAAUUUUCGCCCGACGAUUUGUAUAUACAUAAUAUUUACAAUGGCGAAUCAUUAGUCAUUAUAUUAAUUUGUAUGAAAUAUUUUACGUUUAAUCUGUUUACAUAUACAUAUAGUUGAAACGCUUCAAAUGAAUUCCUGUUUUACAAAUUUUACAUAUAUUAUUUGGUCCCGUAAUUUGAAUCGCUUAACGAAUUAAAUGUUUUCGUCUCAUAGAGUUGCAUAUUGAGAAUGAUCGUACAUGUUUGGUGCUUAGAACUAAAGAUCAAGUGGAAUUGAGAAAGAUCAACGAUAAAUUCAUAUGAUUUCACGAAAGGUAAAUUUUCAAAAGCAGUUUAUCUAAAAUUUCAGUAUGUUCUAUAGUUACCUUAUAAUUUUUUAUAAAUAUUUCAUAUAUAAACAAUAUUACGUAAUUAAUAUUUAUUUCGUUAUUGAACGAACGAGGGAUUGAAUUUAAUCAGUAUAGUCAGUUGUGCUUUUUCUGUUAUGUUCUUUCCCAGAUUAAAAUGCUUCUCCACUCGUAACAGAACAAAUAUGAUGGAGACUAUAGAUACGAUAUUAUAUUGUUUUAGCGUAAUUUAUUGUCUUUAUUGCCUUGUGAGCUUAGCGCAAUGUUCUGUGUAAAUACAACAGAGACAUUUUAUGUACGUGUACGUUUUAAAAAGUUAUAUUUUUGUUGUUAAAUUUUUUAGUUAUUAUGACAAGCAUAACGAGAUAUGCAAUGGUAUUUAAAAUUCCUAUGUUGCAAUAUAGUUAUGUACAUUGUAAAUCGCACAAAAUUACGAAUGAGUUUCUCCAAAAAAAUUAUGAAUUCUUUUAGAUUAAAAAAUGAUUUGCGUUAACAUAACGAAGUAUAAUAAAUAUCUAUACAUAUAUGUUAGAACAAAUUAUACUAUCGGCAAUUUAACGUAAAUGUUAAAUCCAUUCGCUUAUAUUUUGUUAGAGGGUAUAUUUUUAUAAUUUUUUCUCCUUUUAGUAGAAAAUAUUAGAUAUACAAAUUCAUUCGGUGCCUUUCAAAUAAAAAUAUACAAUUUGAAUAUUUCUUCUGUGAAUUUAAAAUGCUACUGAUAAGUGGCGCAAGAGAAUGAUGAAUAUUUGAAUAGUUCAAGUUACACUAAGACUCUUUUAAAAACAAAUCUUUAAUUUAAAAAGAAAAGGCAUCAAAUUAAUUUGUACACUCAACAUAAUCAGAUUUAAAAAAAUAUACGACAAUGUAUAUUAAUUGUAGAGCAGUAUUUUAGAAGGAAAAAAAAAAACAGAAUCUGUCUUGUCUUUCUUUCAUCGAUAAAGUAUAUUUAUAUUUUAUAUGAUAAUUUAUCUUCUAUAUAAUAUUUUUACGUGAAGUAACAAUAAAUACCAGAAACAGAAGAAAGUGAAUGGAUCGAAAGAUAAAAUAAAAGUUUAUUUGUCGAUAAGAACAUUUAGAUUAUUUAUUAGUAUUCAGAUUACUGUGCGAGGCACAGUAAAAAGAAUUGUGUUAUUAUUAAAGGCAUUUGUCACGCAGGCGUGUCUAAGAUCGGUACCGAAACGAAAUACUCGUAAAUGCUGAAAAAGAAUACGAGACAGCAGAAUUCAAUCUUUGAUCGCAGCAUGAAUUGAGCGAACAAUUUCUCUGCAUUACUUCUAUCUUGUAUAUAUAAAACCGAACUAUGCCUAAUUGUAUGUAUGUAAUUAUUUAUGUGUACAUUAUAUUUUAUCGUGCGUUAUAUUUGACUGAAUGAAGGUGAAGAAAAUGAUCGAUAAACCUUUUUAUUGAUUAUUUUCUUACAGUCAGUAGCAAUGGUUGGUGAUGAAUAUUCGAUGUUUCUGAUCUGCAAAUUGAAUCGACUUUUAAAAGAUCCUGAAAAACUUACUGCCCUAUUAAAUUAUUAACUCUCAAAUUUCAAUAGAUACUACAAAACAUCAAAUACAAUUGAUUGAUAUGAUUUUUUAUCGGCCAUUAAUCCGAUGAAAAAGAAAAAAAAAAUUGACGUUUAUAUGCUCCAUUCGUAUGUGAGUAAAUAUACUACUUUUUGAGCAUUUGAAUACUUCAAAUCUAUUCUCUUAAAAUGUUGCAACUUUUUUAAUAUUACAAUGUUUUUAAUUAUUCAAAUGUCCCGAGUAAUUCUCUUGAUUCCAUCGCUAAUGAUAAUGUUCAAUGCAAAGGGAAGUAUACCGCACGUGUUGUUAAUCGUUAUGCAAUAAUUAAAUAUGUAUUUAAAUGUAUCCUAUAUGAAACGCGUUGCGUUUAAAAUUCGAUAAUAUAUAUACACACCAUAAAGAUGAA
Messenger RNA from Osmia bicornis bicornis, 7904 nucleotides. RefSeq names its product WD repeat-containing protein 7 (gene Rbcn-3B). The transcript has 27 exons. NCBI's taxonomy places the organism in Eukaryota, Metazoa, Arthropoda, Insecta, Hymenoptera, Megachilidae. Gene Ontology annotation, cellular component: cytoplasm. The coding region runs from base 298 to 4866 and encodes 1522 amino acids. Gene Ontology annotation, molecular function: protein binding. The record is from RefSeq and is a predicted model, not a curated record.